UCGAUCUCAUUCUAACUAGAAGCUUAAAAGAGAAUUGAUAUGGUGAUAUUUCCAGAGCAAGAACACCCCAAGAAGGCCUUUGGAUGGGCUGCCAGAGAUUCAUCCGGUGUUCUCUCUCCUUUCAACUUCUCAAGAAGGGAAACGGGAGAGAAAGAUGUGAGAUUCAAAAUAUUGUAUUGCGGGAUAUGUCAUUCGGAUCUUCACAUGGUUAAGAAUGAAUGGGGACCGGCCGGUACAGGGCCACCUUCUACCUAUCCAAUGGUUCCCGGGCAUGAGAUUGUUGGUCAAGUAACAGAGGUAGGGAGCAAAGUACAAAAAUACAAAGUUGGAGACAAUGUCGGUGUUGGAUGCAUGGUGAGCUCUUGCCAAUCAUGUGAAAGUUGUGCUAACAACCUUGAGAACUACUGCCCCAAAUGGAUAGGCAUCUUUGGUGCCAAGUACCAUGACGGAACCACAACAUACGGAGGGUUCUCUAACAUCAUGGUCGUUGAUGAGCACUUCGUUGUUCGUAUACCGGACAACCUACCUCUUAAUGGUGCUGCUCCUCUCCUGUGUGCUGGGAUUACAACUUACAGUCCCUUGAAGUAUUAUGGACUUGACAAACCCGGUAUGCAUGUGGGGGUGGUUGGCCUUGGUGGUCUAGGCCAUUUGGCAGUCAAGUUUGCCAAGGCUAUGGGGCUUAAGGUUACAGUGAUCAGUUCCUCGCGUAAUAAGAAGGAGGAAGCUGUUAAACACCUAGGUGCUGAUUCAUUUUUGGUCACGAGUGACGAAGAUCAAAUACAGGCUGCCAUUGGCACAAUGGAUGGCAUCAUUGACACCGUCUCGGCAAACCACCCUCUCUUGCCUUUGGUGGGUUUAUUGAAGUCCCAUGGAAAACUUGUUGUGGUUGGUGCACCAGACCAGCCUCCUGAGCUUCCAGUUUUUCCUUUGCUCAUGGGAAGGAAGAUGGUAGCUGGUAGUGCCAUUGGAGGUAUAAAGGAGACACAAGAGAUGAUUGAUUUUGCUGCUAAACAUAACAUAACAGCUGACAUCGAGGUUAUCGCGAUCAACUACCUGAACACGGCCAUGGAGCGCCUUGCCAAAGCAGACGUCAAGUAUCGAUUUGUAAUUGACAUUGGAAACACAUUGAUUUCUGCCCCUUAAGUUAUGCAUAAUAUAUCGUCAUCAGCAGUUCAGUACUAUCAG
Messenger RNA from Rosa chinensis, 1185 nucleotides. RefSeq names its product probable mannitol dehydrogenase. The record is from RefSeq and is a predicted model, not a curated record. NCBI's taxonomy places the organism in Eukaryota, Viridiplantae, Streptophyta, Magnoliopsida, Rosales, Rosaceae. Bases 40 to 1143 code for a protein of 367 amino acids. The transcript is spliced from 5 exons. Gene Ontology annotation, biological process: lignin biosynthetic process. Gene Ontology annotation, molecular function: zinc ion binding; cinnamyl-alcohol dehydrogenase activity.